CAUACAGUCAUUCCAGCAAACACCAUGAACCCAUACAGUCAUUCCAGCAGACACCAUGAACCCAUACAGUCAUUCCAGCAAACACCACGAACUCAUACACUCAUUCCAGCAAACACCAUGAACCCAUACAGUCAUUCCAGCAAAUACCAUGAAGCCAUGCACCAUGCAUUCAUUCCAGCAAACACCAUGAACCCAUACAGUUAUUCCAGCAAACACCAUGAAGCCAUGCAUUCAUUCCAGUAA
This is a messenger RNA of Lottia gigantea (owl limpet), 243 nucleotides long. RefSeq lists its product as hypothetical. NCBI's taxonomy places the organism in Eukaryota, Metazoa, Mollusca, Gastropoda, Lottiidae. The record is from RefSeq and is a predicted model, not a curated record. The annotation marks the transcript as partial. The transcript is spliced from 2 exons.